GCGGCCCCGCGCCAGUGCAGUGAGCGGCGCGCGGGAGCCACUACGUGCUAUGGCUCUACGCGCAUUGUUUGUGGCCGCGCUUCUCGCCGGCGGCGGCGCCGUCUACAACCGUGAGCGCGAUCGACAACGCGCUGAUCCCCGCCUCCUCGACCGCGCAUGUGAGCUCAGCUCUUGCUAUCCUGCCACAGGCAAUUUGCUCAUCGGCCGCGAAUCUCGGCUGUCUGCGACGUCGACGUGCGGCCUGCAUCGCCGCGAGCGAUACUGCAUCGUCUCGUACUUGGACGACAGACUCCGAAAAGAAAGGGAAACCUGCUUUACGUGCGAUUCUACGAACAAAACGAUACAUAAACCUGACGAAAAUCAUAGAAUACAAAAUAUUAUUUACAAAUUUUACCCGGGAACGAGAUACAGAUCAUGGUGGCAGUCUGAAAACGGAAAGGAAAACGUAUCCAUUCGGCUCGACAUGGAGGCUGAAUUCCAUCUUACACACUUAAUAAUACAAUUUAAAACAUUUCGUCCAGCUGCUAUGUUAGUUGAGAGAUCUUUUGAUUUUGGAAAGACAUGGCGCGUCUAUCGUUAUUUCGCGCACAACUGUGCCGAAUCCUUCCCGUUAGUGCCGCGACAUUCCCAACGAAGCUUAACAGAAGUGGUGUGUGAUUCCCGUUACUCCGGCGUCUCCCCGUCCUCUGAGGGUGAAGUGAUAUUCAGAGUGUUACCUUCAAAUAUAAAUGUGACGAAUCCUUAUUCGGAAGAAGUGCAAAAUUUGUUACGAAUGACAAAUCUUAGAAUUAACUUCACGAAACUUCACACUCUGGGCGAUGAUCAUCUUGAUAAUCGAGCCGAAAUAAAGUUUAAAUAUUAUUACGCUAUAUAUGAAAUGACAGUACGAGGAUCCUGUUCGUGCUAUGGUCACGCUUCGAGAUGUCUACCCAUGCCUGGGGUCGAAUCGAAAAAUAACAUGGUACACGGCCGCUGCGAAUGUACACAUAACACUCGCGGAUUAAACUGUGAAUAUUGUGAAGAUUUUUACAACGAUUUGCCAUGGCAGCCGGCCGUCGGACGAACGUCUAAUGCUUGCAAAAGAUGUACAUGUAAUAACCAUGCUACUACUUGUCAUUUUGAUCCAGCGGUUUACAAUAAAACCGGAAAAAUAAGCGGUGGUGUAUGUGACAAUUGUCAACAUAACACAAUGGGUGUAAAUUGCGAACGCUGUCGACCUACUUUUUACAAAGACCCCAGUUUGGAUAUACAAAAUCCAGACAUAUGUAAACAAUGUGAUUGUGAUCCAGAAGGUACUACAGACAGGGAAGUUUUGUGUGAUGAUGAGACAGAUCCCGCAAAUAACAAAACCGCUGGCCGUUGCAUGUGUAAGAAAAAUAUUGACGGAGCAAGGUGUGAUAGAUGUAAGGAUGGCUUUUGGAAUUUCGAUCCACUUAAUCCCGAAGGAUGUGAAUCAUGUACCUGUAAUAAUCUAGGCACAGUCAUUGAAAGAGGAUGUGAUCCUUCAACGGGUAAUUGUUUCUGCAAACGUCAUGUUACUGGCAGAAAUUGCGAUCAGUGCCUUCCAGAGUUCUAUGGCCUCUCGGACAGUGACGACGGGUGUCUACCCUGUGAUUGUGAUGUUGGUGGAUCAAUCGAUAGAGAUUGUGACGUUAUAACGGGACAAUGCAAAUGCCGUCCGAAUGUAUCCGGCCGUCGAUGUGAUACACCCAUACAGAACUUCUUCGUAGGGGCUCUCGAUUCCAUCGUUAUUGAAGCUGAAUCAAGUCAAUGCGAUUCCCAAAUAGACGAUAAUGCAAUUCAAAGUCAGUUAUGUCACGUUGUAAUACGAGAAAACUUCCCUGAUGGCCGUAAGGAGACGUGGACCGGUCCAGGAUUCAUGAAAAUACCGGAAAGUAGCACUCUAGUUUUCAAGAUAAAUAACUUAAAAACGAGUAUGAAUUACAAUGUACUGAUUCGGUAUGAGCCGCAGGCUCCUAUGACUUGGGAAGAAGCCACAAUUUAUGUUAGGAGACUUACGCCAAUUGAUCCUGAUUCGCCGUGCGCAAAUGUGCGGCCUGAAGAUGACACAAUUAAUACCUAUUUACCAGCAACUCAGCGUAGUGUCUUAGUCAAACCGUCUAUAUGUUUAGAAAAAGAUAAAGAAACUGAAAUAAGAAUAUAUCUAGGUCGCCAAGAUGGACAUUCAUUUAAUACUAGAGCCUCUAUUUUGAUCGAUUCAAUUGCACUUUUGCCUUCUAUCGAUGAUUUACCUUUCUUGUCGAACGGAAGUUACAUGAGGGAUGAAUUUGAUCGUUUCAACUGUGGCGAUUCUUAUUACUAUGAUCUUAAUAGAGAAAACAUACCCGACGUUUGUAAAAAGUAUCAUGCUAGUAUAGGAUUUUACAUAAGGAAUGGCUCCGAAUCAUGUCAAUGCGAUCUUACAGGAUCAAAGAGUCACCAAUGCGAUCCGUACACUGGAUACUGUCAAUGUGUUGAAAAUAUUGUUGGUGCUAGGUGUGAUCGUUGUGCUCCUGGUACGUAUGGCUUUAGUAAGUUUGGUUGUAAGCGUUGUGAUUGUAACAGUAUUGGAAGUCUUGACAAUUUCUGCGAUGCUACGAGCGGACAGUGUAAAUGUAGAGCAAAUACUUACGGUCGAGCGUGUGACUUAUGUCAACCAGGCUAUUUCAACUUUCCAAAUUGUCAACAAUGUGACUGCAAUGGACAUGCGGUUGAAUGCGAUGACAAGACUGGCGCUUGCAAAGAAUGUAGAGAUUAUACAGAAGGUCAUCGUUGCGAGAGAUGUGUUGACGGAUAUUAUGGUGACCCUAGACUUGGAGUUGAUAUUCCUUGCCGACCAUGUCCUUGCCCAGGUAUUAAAGGUGAUCCCAAUAAAAGCAGCCACGCUGAUCGCUGCGAGUUAGAUCCAGAAACAAAAGAUGUUGUUUGUGAUUGUAAAGAAGGAUAUGCUGGGCUUUUGUGUGACGUUUGCGCUGAUAACUAUUACGGUGAUCCUGUAAAAGGCACGUGCGAGAAAUGUGAAUGCAAUGAAAAUAUAGAUGUCACAAAACCUGGAAAUUGUGAUCCGUAUACUGGAAAAUGCUUACAAUGCUUACACAACACAGCCGGUGAACAUUGCGAAAUUUGUGAUGAAGGAUAUUAUGGAAAUGCUUUGGAGAAAUCAUGCUACAAAUGUAACUGUUCAGAAUUGGGCACAAACUUUACAACAGGAAAUUGUGAUCGUAUAAGUGGACAAUGUCCUUGUUUCAAAAAUGUUAUGGGAAUAAAUUGCGACCAAUGCACUGAAAACCACUGGAGAAUAGCUCUUGGUACAGGAUGUGAUCCUUGUGAAUGUGAUCCUAUUGGAUCAGUUUCUCCGCAGUGCAACCCAUACAUAGGUAAUUGUGAUUGUAAACCAGGACAUGGUGGUAGGCAAUGCGAUCAGUGUCAAGAGAAUCACUGGGGUGAUCCGAAUAUAGAAUGCCAUGAAUGUGAAUGUAAUUUAUAUGGAUCAGUGACUCAGCAAUGUGUGCGUGAAAACGGUUCAUGCAUUUGUAAACCUGGAAUUGGUGGUUACAAUUGUGAUAUUUGUGCUAGAGGAUACCUCGGUGAUGCUCCUCAAUGUUAUGCUUGCGGCGAGUGUUUCGACAGCUGGGACCGAAUAAUCGGAGAUUUGCGCACUCAGACUGAAUACGCUAUUGGGAACGCUAGUAAAAUAAAAAUUAUAGGAGCAACUGGAGCAUAUACAAGAGACUUUGAAGAAAUGACUAAGAAAUUAGCAGAAGUUGAAAAUACUCUCCAAAGUGCCAAGCAGGGACAGAGUACGGUAAAAGAUUUGCUAUCAAAUAUUACUAGCUUACAGAAUCAAUUGGCUCAAGCAGACAAAAAAGUUAAAGAGAGUAAUGAUAAUCUUAAUGAUAUAACGUCCAAAAUUAAUUUAGGUAAUGUAACACUUGACGGUUUGAGAUUGAGUAUUGAAAAGUUAAAAACAAAGACUAUUGAUUUAGGAAACAACGCAACCAAAUUACAAGAAGCCAAUUUAGAAGGCGCUCUUAAUUUAACUCGUGAAGCUAAACAAAGAGCAUCUAAAGCAGCGGACGAAGCGGAAAAUGUCCAAACAGUUAUAGCUGAUACGGAUCGUCAACUUAAAAAUACAGACAGAUUAAUAGAACUACAGUACUUGAAUUUUAAUAACACACAAAGUGAAAAUGAUAAGAAAUUGAAUGAUUUGCAAGAACAACUAUCGAAUUUGGAGUCGCAGAUACCAAAAAUAAAUGAAAAAAUGUGUGGACAAGAAAGUGAUUCUUGUGAUAUCUGCGGUGGAGCAGGUUGUGGAAAAUGUGGUGGAAUAUCUUGCGACCAAGGUGCUAUAACAAAAGCUGAACAAGCACUAGAUUUUGCAAACAAAACUGAAUACAGAAUAAAAGAUCACGAACUUAAUGCCGAGGAUCUAUUUAGAUCGAUUUCGCAAGCAAAACAAGAUACAAUUGCAGUACGAUCCCGAGCGAAAAGUUUACUAGACGAAGCUAAAGACUUUAAAAUAUCUGCAGAAAGAGUCACCAAUGAAAGCCAUGAAUUAACAACAGAAUUAAAAGAAUUUUUAUCAAACACUUCUAAUACCCCAGCUGAUGUAAGGACUUUGGCCAAUGAUAUCUUGAAUUUAUCUAUUAGAAUCGAACCAAAAGAAAUCACAGAACUAUCGCAACGAAUUAAUUCCACCGUUUCACAACUUACCAAUAUCGAGAAUAUCAUAACUGAAACAAAGCCUGACUUAGAAAGAGCGAAAGCUCUGAAAACAAACGCGACAGCAGUUAGUAACGAAGCUAAUUUGACCCUUGGAAUGGCUAAUAAAGUUUUAGAAGCUUUGGAUGAAGCUCAAGCCGCACAAGAUGCAGCAGAAAAUGCAAUCGACAAAGCAAAUAAUGAUAUCGAAGCUGCUAAAAGUGAUUUAAUUCCUAUUGCAUUGGAAACCGAACAAGCUCAGAAAAAAGCAAAGGAAACUAUGGAGGAAGUCGAAAGUCUUCGCUUGCGGCUCUCAGAUUUGCAAAAAAAUAAUUUAAAAAUUGAAAGUGAUGCAGAACAAGUUAAACAAGAGGCAAACGAUGUAGUCAAUAGAGCCGAGGGAGCCGAACAAAAGGCCAGAGAGCUUAGACAAAACUUUAAGCAGACGAAUAUGUCUCUUGCCGAACGUGCGAACCAAACAUUAAACUCCCGAGAACAAGCCCAGCUGUUGCUAAACCGAGCAACAAAACUUGCCAGUGACACCCAAAUGCAACUAAAACUGUUGACUAAUAUGGAAGAAUUGUAUAACGAUCAUAAUGAACAACUUAAUACACUAGAGAAAGAAAUUGGUGACCUUAAUACUCAAAUGAACUAUUAUUUAUCCGAAAUCACAAAGCGCUCUGACUACUACAGAUCUUGCACAACAUAAUGUUUGUUUUAAACAAAAAUAUUUGUUUGUUUCGUGUGCCAUGUUAUUUUGACCCCAAUACAUUUGUUUUUUUUUUAUGUUUAGCAAAUUUAUAAUAUUUAAAAAGAGAUUCAACUAAAAUAUUCUAUUAUAUAUUAAUUUUAUAGUUCUUUUCAACUAGUUUACACUUUAAAUAUAUUUUUAUGUUCAUUUUGGUUAUAAUAUGGAUUUCCUACAUUAUAUAACGUUGGGAUAAGAUGAAUGUUCAAAUGUCAUACAAUUAUAUGAAGAUGAUGUACUUAUGUUAACUAUCUAAUUGUGAUUCUAAUUUAACCAUAUCUUUGUAACUUCAAUAGUAAAACAAUAAUAUAAAUUAUAAAUCAACUUAAAUAAUUCUCGAACAUUAUGAACUGGAUGUGUUUAAUAUUUUUUUCUAUUUAAGUGUUAGACUGCUUCCGAUUGAACUUAUUCCAAAGAAUUACAUAUAGUUAUUGUAGAGAGAGUUGUAUUAAUUAAGAUUUAAGAUAAUAAAUAAUGUCACGUAUAGUACGUUUUUAAGAUACUCUUGAGUUUUCAGUUUAUGUGUAAGCUAUGAGAUAUAUUUUGCAUUUAUACCUUUUGUAUUGAUUUUGUAAAAAUAAUUUAUCAUCUUGCCCUAGUGUAACUACUAACAUUUACUUAUAUUUGUAACAUAGAUAUGUUGUUUUUGAUACAUUUUGUCAGCAGUACCAGCGAUACGUACGAGGCAUUUAUACUUAAUUGUACUUUAUUAUUAAAGUUGUCCAACAAA
This is a messenger RNA of Papilio xuthus (Asian swallowtail), 6179 nucleotides long. Its product is annotated as laminin subunit beta-1. The transcript has a single exon. The record is from RefSeq and is a predicted model, not a curated record. Gene Ontology annotation, biological process: animal organ morphogenesis; tissue development. Lineage: Eukaryota; Metazoa; Arthropoda; Insecta; Lepidoptera; Papilionidae. The coding region runs from base 50 to 5410 and encodes 1786 amino acids.